Messenger RNA from Brassica napus (rape), 1583 nucleotides. RefSeq names its product small nuclear ribonucleoprotein Sm D2-like. The transcript is spliced from 4 exons. Gene Ontology annotation, biological process: spliceosomal snRNP assembly; RNA splicing. Bases 157 to 459 code for a protein of 100 amino acids. Gene Ontology annotation, cellular component: precatalytic spliceosome; U1 snRNP; U4/U6 x U5 tri-snRNP complex. The record is from RefSeq and is a predicted model, not a curated record. Lineage: Eukaryota; Viridiplantae; Streptophyta; Magnoliopsida; Brassicales; Brassicaceae.
UCAGAUUUCUUAUCCUCUGUCUCACCUCCUUCUAUGUUAUUCUCUCUGAUUUUUCUUUGAUUUUGUACAGGAAGGUGGAUCGUGAGCAUAGUGGAUUGUCGUGAGCUUGAAGACAGAGGAGGUUGCGAGAAUUCUUCGAUUCAACAUGAGAAACCAAUGGAAAAGGAUCUCAACGAAAAGACAGAAGAGGAGGAGUUCAACACUGGACCUCUUUCUGUUCUGAUGAUGAGUGUUAAGAACGACACUCAGGUGCUGAUCAAUUGCUGCAACAACAGGAAACUCAUUGGCUGUGUUAGGGAUUUUGAAAGGCGCUGCAACAUGGUCCUGGAAAACAUCAGAGAUAUGAGGAUUGAGGUACCCAAAAAUGGGAAAGGAAAGAAGAAAGCUCUUCCCGUCAACAGAGAUCGCUUUAUCAGCAAGAUGUUUCUCGCCACAAAUAGCCACGAAUCCCAAGUAUGAUAGAGAUAGAAGGAGAUUGCGAUGUCUGCGAUUGGAUGAAGACCCACCUCCUGCAUCAAGAGUCUUUCUGGGAUAUUAAGGAUACUGGUUUAGGAUCCUGGGUUUGGCGGAAACUACUGCAGUUGAGGGCCACUGCAAAGCAGUUUAUCAGAAUGGAAGUUCAACGUGGACAGAAUGUGAGGUUCUGGACUGAUCUAUGGCAUCCUUUGGACAGAUUGAUAGAAGUUGUUGGAGAAAUUUGUACCUAAAAGCCUGAUAUAGCGAGAUCAGCCUUGGUUUGUGAUGUGAGGAAUGAGGGUCGCUAGAGGUUCAGGAGAUGUCGUGAUAGACACAUGAAGGACCUUAUUCAGGCAGUCGAAAACCACAGAUAAGAAGAAGAUCAAUUGGGCCAAGACGUCGUCCUAUGGAGGAGGAACGAUACUGAAUUUGGUAAAAGCUUCACUACCUUUGAGACAUGGUAGCAAACCCGAUUUCAUAGUCCAGCAGUACCAUGGAGUAAGGUGGUUUGGUUUCCGCUGGGUGUUCCAAGGUUUGCUUUCAUCACCUGGCUCGCAAUAAGGGACAGGUUGUCAACGGGCGAUCACAUGCUUACCUGGGGACAUGUUCAAGGCUGUCUAUUUUGUGGGGAACCAAAUGAAUCAAGGGAUCAUCUCUUCUUUGCUUGCCCAUAUACCUAUACCCUAUGGAUAGAGGUGAUUGGUACGCUAUUAGGUCGUCCUCCUGACCCGGACUGGGAUAGCACACUUAUGCAUCUAACAACUCAUGGGUUUAAUCGGCUUGUUUAUAUUAUUUUGAGAAUUACCUUCGAGACGACAAUCUACAUGAUUUGGAGGGAGAUAAAUGACAUGAAACAUCUCAAGAAGCCUAGAAAAGUAACUCAGCUAGCGAAGUUGAUUGGGAAAACAGUAAGGAAUCGCAUCUUAUCAGUAAAAUACUCGGAGAAGCCACGCUUGCGGGGUUUGAUGCAACUCUGGUUUAGCACACAUACUUAGGCUUUAGUUAUUUUUGCCUCACAUGUACAUAACUAUUCUUUCCAUUGAUGAUUAAUAAAUUUAACAUUUCAUCAAAAAAAAAACGUUAAACCUAUUGAUAUUGUUUUUUGGUCAAACCAGAUAUUCUAUAAA